Penicillium canariense is the source of this 1308-nucleotide messenger RNA. Its product is annotated as putative GTP cyclohydrolase II. The transcript is spliced from 4 exons. Gene Ontology annotation, molecular function: GTP cyclohydrolase II activity. The record is from RefSeq and is a predicted model, not a curated record. Lineage: Eukaryota; Fungi; Ascomycota; Eurotiomycetes; Eurotiales; Aspergillaceae. Bases 1 to 1308 code for a protein of 435 amino acids. Gene Ontology annotation, biological process: riboflavin biosynthetic process.
AUGCCGGAGCCUACACCGCCGUCCCCGACCUCGCCCAAGUUGCACUACAGCAAGCAUAUCAUCUUGACAACAUACCCUGGUCAAAGUGGCAUUGACCCCGUGCCAUUGGAAUGGGGUGCCGCAGAUGCCAAAUCUCGCGGACCGGUAGUGGUGUCGCGCAGUGGAAACCUCGUCAAGCGCCGCAAUGCGAUCGGCGCUCACGGCGGUAGCUACAGCAUCUACAACGCGCUGGCCGUUGCUGCGGGCGACCUGGAUGCGAACUUCCGCCCAGACCUGCGUAACAGCCAGCCAACCUUUGACUUCCCCUGGCAGAAGGCCUGGGCCGAUAAGACCAGGAUCGUGUCGAUGGACCCGUACGGUCAUGAUAUCGUCAACCAGUACAAGGAGGAGUUGGAGGCUGGGUGGGAUAUUCGGCCCACAAUGGCGAUCACACGAGCUAACAUGAAGCUGGCCGAGAUUGCAGACGCAGUUCGAGACGGCCUACUCGAGGUAGACGGCUCGAUUGUGGUUGACUCGUCUGGAGAGGUGCGAGUGACAAAGGUUGCAGUGGAGCCCGUGUGGUAUUUGCCCGGUGUCGCCGAGCGAUUUGGAGUGGAUGAAGGCACUCUUCGUCGAACUCUGUUUGAGCACACAGGUGGCAGUUAUCCUGAGUUAAUAACCCGCCCGGAUUUGAAGGUAUUCCUUCCCCCAAUCGGAGGUCUUACGGUUUAUAUCUUUGGCCCUCCAGAACGAGUCGGUGAUGAGAAUGUCAAACUGGCUCUCCGGAUCCAUGAUGAAUGCAACGGCAGUGAUGUCUUCCAGUCCGAUAUCUGCACCUGUCGGCCAUAUUUAGCCUUCGGCAUCCGUGAAGCAAUUCGCGAAGCGCAGAAUGGGGGAAGUGGCGUGGUCAUCUACUUCCGCAAGGAAGGCCGAGCCCUUGGUGAAGUAAUCAAAUACCUCGUGUACAAUGCACGGAAACGGGGUGGCGACACUGCCGAUAAGUACUUCACGCGAACUGAGAACAUUGCGGGAGUGCGAGAUAUGCGAUUCCAGGCCCUGAUGCCGGACAUCCUUCAUUGGCUUGGCAUAACGAAGAUCGACCGCAUGCUGUCCAUGUCCAACAUGAAAUAUGAUGCCAUUGUGGAUUCGGGAAUUAAAAUCCUCGAGCGUAUUCCUAUUCCCGAUGAGAUGAUCCCCAGCGACUCGCGAGUUGAGAUUGACGCGAAGAUCAACGCAGGAUACUUCACAACUGGUAAACAGGUCACGAUGGAUGACCUGGCCGAAGUUCGCGGGCGUGGCUGGGAGAAGUGGGAGGAUGUUGCUCACUGA